AUGACCCGAGACUCAGCGUUUCGAUACCCAGAGCUACAACACGAUGCGGACUCGAUCCGGAUUCUCACUUUGGAACCAGGCCGCUUCUUGGAUCAACUUGUGUGCCGUCUCACAGCCUGUACCUUCGCCUCCAAGCCUAGAUAUGUGGCUCUUUCAUAUACCUGGGAAACACCAUACCCAGACAAUGAAUGGCUGCUCCCAGACACGCUCGGCGAUGGCGUCAGCACUAAUAUCACAGUAAACGGCGUACCAUACCAGAUACAGCGCAAUCUAUACAUGGCCCUCCUCUACCUGCGCUCCUCGGAGCAUCCCUUUAACAUCUGGGUCGACGCCGUCUGCAUCGACCAGUCCAACAUCCAAGAGCGAAACGCCCAAGUCUCUCUCAUGUCCUUCAUCUACAAGCGGGCGCAGAAAGUCGUGACCUGGCUCGGGACCAGGGCUCUUCCUGAGAUGGGGGGUGACUUGUUUCGGGCCAUGGGGAUGGACUGGGCACUGGGUGAGACGAGGCACUUGGCUGCCUCGCUAUCAUCAUCAUCAGAUCAGCACCAGUAUCGGGACAGAAAGGAUAGCAACAACAAUGCUUGGUCCCGCAAGCCUGACUCGGAUACCAUGGCCAGAAUUGCUGAGAGCAGGUACUGGAGGCGGAUGUGGGUCGUCCAGGAGCUCUGUCUCCCGCGGGUGCUGCUCUUUGUGUACGAGUCUAGAGUCUGGAGCUACGAGGACCUGUGCCAGUCCAAAGUCCUCCAGGCCCGAGUGAAGGAGAGAGGGAGCCUGCCCGGUGGCAGCAACACCUUCCAUCACCGCACUGACCAAGAUGACGCACGCUUUGAGGCCAUGUCGCUCUUGCUGCGGGCAAGGGAGGCCAGGUUCAAGCUCGUCACGCUCGAGGAUCUCGUCGACCGCUUUGGCAACCAGGAAUGCACCCAGAUA
Molecule: messenger RNA, 930 nt
Organism: Cryphonectria parasitica EP155
Lineage: Eukaryota; Fungi; Ascomycota; Sordariomycetes; Diaporthales; Cryphonectriaceae
Product: HET-domain-containing protein
Exons: 1
Source: RefSeq, a predicted model, not a curated record